Molecule: messenger RNA, 430 nt
Organism: Drosophila ficusphila
Lineage: Eukaryota; Metazoa; Arthropoda; Insecta; Diptera; Drosophilidae
Product: U6 snRNA-associated Sm-like protein LSm8
Exons: 1
Coding region: 87-374 (95 amino acids)
Biological process (GO): mRNA splicing, via spliceosome
Cellular component (GO): U4/U6 x U5 tri-snRNP complex; U6 snRNP; precatalytic spliceosome
Molecular function (GO): RNA binding
Source: RefSeq, a predicted model, not a curated record
UAUCGUUAUCGGAGAGCGCGUCGCGAAGGUUCCCACAAUUUGUAUUUGUUUUUUCUCCUCUGACUGAACAACGAAAACUUUACAAAAUGUCCGGGUUGGAGUCGUAUAUUAACCACACAGUGUCCAUCAUCACUGCGGACGGACGGAACUUCAUCGGCACACUCAAGGGAUUCGACCAGACCAUCAACAUUAUCAUCGACGAGUGCCAUGAGCGCGUCUUCUCCACGACUUCUGGAAUCGAGCAGAUUGUCCUGGGACUUCACAUCAUUCGCGGGGACAACAUCGCCGUCAUUGGACUGAUAGACGACACCAUCGAUUCCCGCCUGGAUCUUGCGAACAUUCGGGGAGAACCUCUAGGGCCAGUGGUGCACUAGGAUAGCAAAUAAAACCAGUGAUUUUCAAAAUUAAACGUGUUUAUUAUGUAUAUUAA